Molecule: messenger RNA, 382 nt
Organism: Pocillopora meandrina
Lineage: Eukaryota; Metazoa; Cnidaria; Anthozoa; Scleractinia; Pocilloporidae
Source: the annotation of a GenBank genome assembly
AUGGUGGCAGGUAUUCGAUGUACCAUAUUCCUUCCCUUUCACCCAGCAAAACGCGUUUUUUUACUGCUGAUUUUAAUAGCAGACUGCUUCGAGGGGAUCGGCUGUCUCGUACUCACGCAUCGUGAAGGAGAGGCUCGCACUGACAUUGGUGAAAAGAACUCACCGGACCGUCUCUCCCCCAUGCUGUCAACGAAUGGACCGGAUAGGAACAAUUUCUAUGUGCGUUAGUUUAUGGUUUUGUUUUGACAGAGAGUAACGUUUCACAUGCUCAAUUAUUGAUAGGAAAACUAUAUAAAUAGGGAAACAUUAUCAACUGCUGACCAAUCAUUUUUCUUUUGAUUUCAGCUCAGUUAUACGGGGAACUGAAGUUAGCGAAGACGCC